GGUUAUCACGUGAUUAACUAUCCCUUCACAUUAACACUAACACACAAAAUGGCGCUCAACGCUCGCUUUCAUUUGUUGAUCUUCUCUGUGUUUUUUGUGGCCUUAACCCAAGCAAAUUUUGGCCAAUUCUUCGAUGACGUUACGUCAUGUCUGAACGUUUGCAGUAAAAAUUUCUCUUCCAACGAAAAGAACCUCAAUGCUUGCCGGAGGGGAUGUCGUUUGUUUUAUGUUUGCAAGUUGAGCCAUAACAACCAGCGACUUAAUGAUACAAACAUGGAAUGCUUUAAUGUAUGCCAUGAAGCAUAUGCCAACAUAACAGCUGAAAAAUCUGCAUGCCGACAUGGUUGCAGCAGUGCACUUCCUCUGGCAGAACAACGAGAGAAAGAGAAGGAUGAGGAAUCUGAACCUCGCAUUCAUCUUCUCUACCCACUGAUGUAUGUACAUGGACUGUACAGCAACAUGAUACACAGGGUUUACAGACAGAUGAGCAUCAGUUGGUCUUUCUAUAUGCAAGGAGACAAUGGUAAUCUUAUCGUGAUGCGAUCAAAACCUAAGGUUUAUGUGGAGUACCGUGGCUUUGACAGUGAUGGUGAUGAAUACCGUACUUCAAACUAUUUGGAGACAAACAUUGAAUCUGGCAACAAUGUGGCCACACCACAGCUGAAGAACUCACAGCUGCAUGCUGUUAACAAUCAGAAUGGUGAUGACGAUGAAGAAUUGAACAUUUCUCUGCAUGAUGUCAAUGGACAGAAUGCAGAUUGGUUGGCCUGCCUUUCUCUAAAGUUUGGGCUACCCCGAAUAUUGUUGACUGCUUUGGUCUUAUUCUGUGCAGUUGUAAUGAUUUGGUUGUGUUUGACUGCAGCUGUGACUGCUCCAGAACAUCGCAUCCCUGCAUCACCUCCAAAACUCAGUAUUUAUGGUGACCUGGACUACCUGGUGGAUUUUGAACAGAAGAAGAUGAAGAAAUGCCUUCCCCAAGACAUAGUAGUUGCUGCUCCUCUUCCGGUGAACAUCAAGAGUGACAGGAUCUAAUCACUGAGUGAACCAGAAGAGGAUUCCUGGAGCAGCCAAUUCUGAAACUGAAACUUCUGUCCCUCCUCCCCUCUCUGCUCCUACUCUUCUCCCUUCACUCUCUCUCUCCCACCCUCUUUGUUUUUGGCUGAUCUGGUAUACCUCAGUCGAAAUAUUUCUAUUUACUUCUCAAACAUUUCAGUUUUUUCAAAUUAUAUACAUAUAUAUACACACACACACACAUGUAUUUUAUGUGAAUGUCUAUGUGUGUAUGUAUGUAUAAUUGUAUGUUUAUGUGUGUGUGUAUAUAUAUAUAUAUAUAUAAUAUAUAUAUAUAUAUAUAGUGUGUGUGUGUAUACAUAUAUGCUUACACAACCAUGUCGAUGGAUGCAUGGGUGUAUAUCUAUAUAGAUGUUUGUAAGUGGGUGUACAUUGGAAAUUUGUUACUAUUUUUUUGUUUUCUUUUGAUUUUGUUUUUGAUCACUACUGCAACAUAAACUUUGUGGCAUCAGAAAAUUCUCUCCUCCCCCUCUUUGUUUUUUCCUCUUUAAUAUCAAAGAUUACCAUCUAUUUGUUUUUUAUAGUGUAAUUCUAUCAU
Molecule: messenger RNA, 1609 nt
Organism: Octopus sinensis (East Asian common octopus)
Lineage: Eukaryota; Metazoa; Mollusca; Cephalopoda; Octopoda; Octopodidae
Product: transmembrane protein 59
Exons: 6
Coding region: 49-1032 (327 amino acids)
Source: RefSeq, a predicted model, not a curated record